GCUGCCAUCCAAGGAUUCCUGGUCUCUGUGCAUGUGAGGUGAGAAGGUGGACAGCACCCCUAAGCCAGCAGCAUGGAUUUUGUUAUGAAACAAGCUCUAGGAGGGGCUACCAAAGACAUGGGGAAGAUGCUGGGUGGGGAUGAGGAGAAAGACCCAGAUGCUGCCAAGAAAGAAGAGGAACGACAGGAAGCCCUCAGGCAAGAAGAGGAAGAGAGGAAAGCCAAAUAUGCCAAAAUGGAGGCUGAAAGAGAAGUUAUGAGACAAGGGAUUCGAGACAAGUAUGGGAUAAAGAAGAAGGAAGAAAAGGAAGCAGAGGCCCAGGCCGCACUGGAAGCUAAUGCUGAAGGGAGUCUGACGCGCCCAAAGAAGGCAAUCCCUCCUGGCUGUGGGGAUGAAGAGGAGGAGGAAGAAGAGAGCAUUCUAGACACAGUCAUCAAAUACUUACCAGGGCCUCUGCAGGACAUGUUCAAGAAGUAA
This is a messenger RNA of Aptenodytes forsteri (emperor penguin), 477 nucleotides long. It is a transcript of the gene CPLX1, whose product is annotated as complexin 1. The transcript is spliced from 3 exons. The record is from RefSeq and is a predicted model, not a curated record. Gene Ontology annotation, cellular component: terminal bouton; SNARE complex. Gene Ontology annotation, biological process: regulation of neurotransmitter secretion; neurotransmitter transport; synaptic vesicle exocytosis. Bases 73 to 477 code for a protein of 134 amino acids. Gene Ontology annotation, molecular function: syntaxin binding. Lineage: Eukaryota; Metazoa; Chordata; Aves; Sphenisciformes; Spheniscidae.